Hansenula ciferrii is the source of this 4062-nucleotide messenger RNA. It is a transcript of the gene TRM3, whose product is annotated as tRNA (guanosine(18)-2'-O)-methyltransferase. Lineage: Eukaryota; Fungi; Ascomycota; Saccharomycetes; Phaffomycetales; Wickerhamomycetaceae. The record is from RefSeq and is a predicted model, not a curated record. Bases 1 to 4062 code for a protein of 1353 amino acids. Gene Ontology annotation, molecular function: RNA binding; tRNA (guanine) methyltransferase activity. The transcript has a single exon. Gene Ontology annotation, biological process: tRNA methylation.
AUGCAAGGAUCUAUCACAUUGGCAAAGUAUCUUGAUGAUGAACAGCGGAACAGGUUGGCUGUGAAUAUAUCCCAGAAUUUGGAGUCAAAAGAAGCCAUCAAUGCGCUCCAUGAGGUUAUCGGAUUAAUCAAUGAAGAUGCUUUGAUACAAAUUUCUCCCAAAAUUGUUCAAGUUGCUAAAGAGGCUAUUUUGGCACCUGAAUCAAACGGUGAAGAUUCAGCCAUAUUUAAAGUAUUGAAAGCGUUGCCAACUGUCUCCGAAUUGAUUCUUGAAUGGACACUCCAGCUAAUCCAGUCUAUAGUCAAUGAUAGACUGAACUAUUUAUUUGACACCAAAUCUAUUGAUCUUUAUAAACAAAACUUUACGGACCCUGUCAAAGAGAUAAUGAAUAAUGAACAAGAGCAGUCACUAGAAUCUAUUUUAACAAAAGUUGAGCAACUAUAUUCAUUAGAAGUUAGUGGUAUCUUAUCACAUCUUGAUAAAUUGAUCGUUUUACUUUUAGGUAGUGAAGAUUCACGUAUUUCAAUAAUUUGUUCAAAAAUACUCAGAUGGAGAUCAGAAUCGCUAAGCAAUAUUGAAGGCUUCUUAUGGGAUGUGCUUCCAUUGUUGGUAAAUUCUGAUAAGGUUCAAACUACGAAUGGUUAUAUCCUUUGGUUAAGGUAUCUGUUGAACAUCUCAAAUAAAAAGUUUAAAUCUGAUGUGUUCCAAAGCAAAUUAAUUUCAAAUGAUUACUGGCUAUAUAUUCAAAAAGGACUAGGUAGCUCUGUGCAUGAUCAUAGAAAAUAUUCCCUGUCAAUAUUGAAAUUAUCAAUUCAACAAAUAGAUACCGAAAUUGAUAAUGAUUUUGUCAAGUAUAAUCAACAAAACUCCGGUGCUAUUUUAGAUGAAUGGAAAAGAUAUAGUACCAUUUUUGAAAUAAUAGGUAUCGAUACUGCCUUGAACCAAGCUGAAGCUGCUAAAAAUGAUAUCAUUCAACUUCUAACGCCAGAUUCAUAUGUCAAACCAAGUUGGGGUAUGGUGCUAUUAUCAACUGCUUUCAAAGGUUCAAUGGAAUCUGUUAGAAAAUUUGCUUUGAAUAUCAUGUACUCCACUCCUGCUGAUCAAUUGUCUAUUUAUUCUCAUGAGUAUUUGACUUCUGUGUUUUUGAAGUACGCUGCUGAAGCUCCUCAUUUUCAAGUUAAUAAGGUUGAUCAAUCCCUAACUUGUGAAUAUGGUAUCAAAUUAAGAGAUUUUAUCGAGAAUCUGUUGAAGAGUCUAAAAACAUCAGAAACUAAAUUUGAAGAAACUGUUACAUUGUUACUUGAUCUAUUAUUGGACCUUAGAUCAACUUUUGCACCUGCAAGGUUCUAUAUCUCAUAUGGUUUACUAAGAGGCCUUAAAGGUAAAAAUAUUUUUACUCAAAAACAUGUUUUUAAAAUUAUUCGAUUAUUUGAAUCGACUUCAGAGGAUGAGGUUUUUGAAACCUCAAUUCAAACUAUUCAUUUGAAAUUAUUGAACCACAUUAAACCUGAUAUUCCAUUACUAUUGAACUCGUUGACUAAAUUUGUGCAAUAUAACGGUUAUGAACUUUUCGCUGAGUAUUCAGAUUUAUUCAUUGAUUAUGUUUCUACUUUCAACGAUGGGUCACUUAACAUUGAUCCUACAGAUCAAGAGCUUGAAUAUCAAAUUAUUUGCUUCCACUUGUUGGAUAUUUAUACCAUAACAGAUGAGUUCUUAAUUGAACUGGUUUUCUCCAAAGUUGAACAUUUACAUGAUUUUAGUAUCAGAUAUAGCUUGUUAUUAACAGGAUUGAUCAAAAAUACAAAACAGACUUAUAAUAAUUCUACAGCUUUGAUAGAUAUGAAAAUUUUCAGAAAUAGUUGGAAAAAUUUAGAUUUAUCGGCUCUAUAUGCUAGCUUAAAGGAUCAUUUUGACGUUGAGAAAUUCAAAUUUUUUGUUGGUGUAUAUGUUAAGGGUUCAAAUAUUUCAGAUUUAACAGUUGUUGAUUUCAAUUCCUUAAUUGAGUGGUAUGAAAAAUUGAACAACUCUAGACAAGAUUACAAAACCAAAGAUGUUAUAUUAGGAAACUAUUUUGAUUUAUUAUUAGCGUAUUUAAAAAUGACACCAUUAUCAGAGUCUCAAGUUGAGCAAGUAUUGACAUUAUUAAAUCAACAAGCAACAAGCUCAGCAUACCAAACUACAAUUUCAACUUGUAACAUCUUACAAUAUUUAUUCAAAAAUUAUGAUUUUGAUCUAAUCACAGGUAUUGAGAUCUUGGAAACUAUCUGGGAUCAAAUGACAGCUGAAAGAUUAGUUUUGAACCAAAAACAAAUGCAUUUAAAAUUUAUUGAAACAUUAUUUGAUGAGAAGCUUUUACAAGAUUCAAUUAACAAUGAAUAUAAUGCUAAAAUAUUACACCGUAUUGGAUUGGAAGUUGUUGAUCAAGCGUUCACAAGAAGAUCGUUUUUACCAACCUUAACCUCAAAGCUUGUAAAUUUCCAGAAGGGAUAUGCUGUGGAAUUUAAUCAAUGUGCGUGGUUAAUUGAAUUGAUUUUGAAGAGCUUCACGCUAGUCCAAGAUGAAAGUAAUUUGUUCAAAUUGAAAAUUGUUCUCGCUAAGAUUUAUGAUAAUGAGUUAAAACUUCAUGGUGAUCUUUAUAAAGACGUUUUUGGUGAUGAAGAAGUCAGUACAAGAAUUAAUAUAAUCAAAUUGUUGUUAAAGAGUUCACCAUCAUUUCUUGAUGACUUUUUCACUGAAGUUUUAGAGAACAAGAAAUACGGUCUUUUAGUUCCUAAUAAGAAGGAAAACGGUACCGAAGAACGUCAAAGAGUCUUGGUAUUUUCAUUAUUACUUCUGAUUUCACAGAAAAUUGAUAAAUCAACGCUAUCAAGCAAUGUCGCCGAACAUUUACUCCCAGCUCUUGUCACAGAAUCAAGUCCUUUAGUUCGUACGUACAUUGAAUGGAUUGUCAGUUUAGAUAUGAUUAAGAAUGGUUCAAACAAGUCCCAAUUAUUUGAUUAUUUUAAAGAUCAAUCAAAGCCUGCUUUAGUCACAUCAGCUGAACGUAUUGCGUUUAUGACAGCUCAAAGAUUAUCACCUCCAGAGAGUGCUUCAUACUUUGAUGAGUUCACCCAAUAUUUGAUUCCAAAUUGUACUUCAAAUAAACCGUUGAUUAGACAUUUUUCAAACUCACUUAUAUUAUCUCUAUUUCCAGCAUUACAGAAUAGAGAGAUUAAACUACCCGUUCAUGAUGUCCUAGAAGCUUUAUACGCUGAAGCUAAAAAAUCAGAAGUAACUGGACAAUAUAGAAGCGGUGAUGCAUUGAUUUGGGAUGCUCAAGAAGAUUUCAACUUAGUUUCAAUUUUUGGUGGUGUAUUAUCAAAAACUUCACCAAGAAAAGUCGACACAAUUUCUCAGUUGGAAUUUACCAAAUAUCUUGGGUUUGAUACGUAUGGUGUACCAAUUGGUGAAGAUUCUGGUUCAGUAUGGAAAGAAUCACAAGAAGAGUUGACUGAAACUAAAAUUAACUCAAGUUCUCCUUUACAAACAAAGAGUGGUGUUUGGGAAUCAGUUACAGAUAUUGAUCAAACAUCUAAAAAAGUUAAAAGAAGUGAAUUGAUCGUUAUAAGUUCUCUUGUUGAUAAACCUCCAAAUUUGGGUGGUAUUUGUCGUUUAUGUGAUGUUCUUGGUGCUGGUUUAAUGACUGUUGAUGAUCUAAGAGUUAAAAAGCAUCCUCAAUUCAAAAAUGUUGCUGUCACAGCAGAUUACCAUAUGCCCAUCACUGAAGUUAAAAUUGAGGAUAUCCCACAGUUUAUGAAAGAAAAGAAGAGAGAAGGAUAUACUUUGAUUGGGCUUGAACAAACUGAUCAAAGUCAAGUUCUAGGUAAAGAUACUGAAUUUCCAGCAAAGUCAGUUAUCCUUUUAGGAAAAGAAGCUGAAGGUAUUCCUGGUGAACUUCUUGCAGAACUCGAUUAUUGUAUUGAAAUUAGACAAGUCGGUGUUAUCCGCUCCAUGAAUAUCCAAACUGCCACUGCUGUUAUCGUACACGCCUACUCAUCCUCACAGUUUGCUAAGUCACAAUAG